UAUCACCCUAACCCUCUGUAGAUGCUGCACCUAAUCAGACAGUGUUUGUGUCACAUAUCGUCUCAUUAACACGCAAUACAAAACAUAACACUUGGUGGCGCAAGAACAAAAACAACUGUUUUGUUUCUUUUUUUUACAUUUGAACCUUUAAUAGAUUAUUUCAUGGUUAAUCGCGGUUUUAUUACUAAUUAUAGUUAUUUUAUCUGUGGCGCCCUCUGGCGAUAACCCCGUGUAUUUUACCUCCCACCUUCUUAUCAGUGACCGUCCCACUACGUCUCUGUUGUUAGUUCUAUAGUCUCUCUCUCUCUCUCUCUCUCUCCGUACGGCGUUACUGUUGUUUUGUUGUUGGGCUCAGUCGUCACGUCAAUGACUUUACAGCAUUUUCGCUUAAACUUUUAAACUAUUUUUUAACUUUUUUCUCUUUUUUUUCUUCAUUUUUUAAAUUCUUCUUCAAUCAGUCCGUGUUUAUCUCAGUUUAUGGUGCGGUCUAGCCAACAUGGACACCGUUUGUCCGCCGGCCGGGGACUAGAACUUUCUCAUCGGGUUCUUCAUCCGUUCAUUGUAGAUGUAGACCGUCAUUUAUCCAACCAUCUGCCCGGGAAAGUGUUUCUGAAUCAGGUGGAUGUAGCUCGACCGGCUCUGUUCCACCUCGGAGGUCCUAUCAUGAACACACUGCCUCUUGGGUUUUGCUGAACUUUUCCCAACACUGGACUCGCCAUGUCGGGAGUGGUCCGCACCCUGAGCCGCUGCCUGCUCCCGGCCGACGCCAGCCGGGACCCGGGCGGAGGCAAAGAGGGGAGCCGACAGAGGGACGCGGCGCAGGAGCGGGAGGCGAGGCGCAGGAGCCGGGAGAUAGACGCGAUGCUCGCCCGGGAGAGGAGAGCCGUGCGGCGGUUGGUGAAGAUUCUCCUGCUUGGAGCCGGAGAGAGCGGGAAGUCGACGUUCCUCAAACAGAUGCGCAUUAUUAACGGACAGGAGUUUGACCAGAAAGCCCUGCUGGACUUCCGGGACACGAUCUAUGAGAAUAUACUGAAGGGCACGCGUGUACUGGUGGACGCGCGGGACAAGCUGGGCAUCGGCUGGCAGAGCUGCGAGAACGAGAAGCAGGGCAUGCUGGUGAUGUCGUGGGAGGGGCGAGUGGGGGCCCCGGGCGUGGAGCCCAGUGAGUUCCAGCUGUACGUGACGGCCCUGUGUGCACUGUGGGCCGACGCUGGGAUACAGGAGGCCUACGCACGACGGGCCGAGUUCCAACUGAGUGAGUCAGUGAAGUACUUCCUGGACAACUUGGAUCGUAUCGGACAACUGAACUACAUCCCGAACAAACAGGACAUUCUGUUUGCCAGAAAAGCCACCAAGGGGAUAGUGGAGCACGACUUUUUCAUCAAGAAGAUUCCCUUCAAGAUGGUGGACGUCGGGGGGCAGAGGUCGCAGAGACAGAAGUGGUUCCAGUGUUUCGAUGGAAUCACAUCCAUCCUCUUCAUGGUGUCAUCCUCCGAGUAUGACCAGGUCCUGAUGGAGGAUCGAAGGACCAACCGUUUGGUGGAGAGCAUGAACAUCUUUGAGACCAUCGUCAACAACAAGCUCUUCCUCAACGUGUCCAUCAUCCUCUUCCUCAAUAAGACUGAUCUCCUGGUGGAGAAGAUACGCACAGUGGACAUUCGCAAAAACUUUCCUGAGUUCAGGGGAGAUCCUCGCCGACUUGAGGACGUCCAGGCGUUCCUGGUGCAGUCGUUCAGUCGUAAAAGGAGAAACCGGGGGAAACCCCCCUCCCCCCACUUCACCACCGCUGUGGACACCGAAAACAUCCGCUUCGUCUUCCACGCCGUCAAGGACACCAUCCUGCAGGAAAACCUCAAAGACAUCAUGCUGCAGUGACCGUCCAGCGGCAGACGCCGACCGUAAAAACCACGCGUGUCCAGAGGACGACAGUAGGAGCUGGACACGUCCUGACUCUGACCUUCGACCUUUGGAGCAGAUCUUUUUUUUGACCCAUGGUGUGGAUCUAACCAAACCCUGGACCAGUG
Messenger RNA from Cynoglossus semilaevis (tongue sole), 2024 nucleotides. It is a transcript of the gene gna12a, whose product is annotated as guanine nucleotide binding protein (G protein) alpha 12a. Gene Ontology annotation, biological process: adenylate cyclase-modulating G protein-coupled receptor signaling pathway; Rho protein signal transduction. NCBI's taxonomy places the organism in Eukaryota, Metazoa, Chordata, Actinopteri, Pleuronectiformes, Cynoglossidae. The record is from RefSeq and is a predicted model, not a curated record. Gene Ontology annotation, cellular component: heterotrimeric G-protein complex; cytoplasm; brush border membrane. Gene Ontology annotation, molecular function: guanyl nucleotide binding; D5 dopamine receptor binding; G-protein beta/gamma-subunit complex binding.